UUUCCGCAACAACACGACCCAACCCACCUCAUAGACGUUGGCACCAUCUAGCCCACUGUUCUUGGAAAGCCUUCAAUCAGCCAGCAUCAUGUCCAGCCCUAACGUUAAAAUCUACUAUUUCGACAUGAUGGGACGUGCCGAAAUGAUUAGAAUGCUGUUUGCUGUUGCAGGAAAACAAAUAGAGAACAUCAGAUUUUCGUUUGAAGACUGGCCAAAGUCUUUUAAAGAAAAGGCUCCCUUUGGCACAACACCAUGGGUGGAAAUAGACGGAGAGGUACAUGCACAGUCCAUGGCCAUUGCUAUAUAUUUUGCCCGUGAAUUUGGUUUCUACGGGAAGACUAACAGAGACGGCCUAUUGAUAGACCAGGUUCUAAACCUCAUCCAUGACUUCAUAGAAGUAUCGAUAGUGGUGUAUAAAGAGCCAGAUAAAGAGAAAAGGGCCCAGUGUCUUAAAGACUGUCAGGAUAAAUCCACACGUCUGUACUUUGGAGGAUUCGAACAGAUUCUGAAAAAGACUGGAACAGGUUACGUUGCUGGAAAUCAGAUCAGUCUGGCUGACAUCGCUAUCUUUGACGUUGUCACUGGUUGGAUGAAACCCUUUCUGGGACCAAUUGACGAAUUCCCAUUGUGCAAAGCCUUGUUGGAAAAGGUAGCAGCGAAUGAGAAAAUCAAGGGGUAUAUGGCAACCCGACCCUACAGCAGCAAAAAGGAAUGGGGCGAUCAGCUACUCGUGUAGAGGGCGCUGGGAGCUAGGGGAUCAACUGACCGCCACAUGAGGCGGUGACACCCUGCCACGACCAACCAUAGACGUGUGAAAACCAAACAAAACGUUUUGUUCACAUAUUGACCAUUUGGUACUCAUCGUGACUUCUAUGCUGCUUCGUUCACUUCUGUUCUAGAUCUAGGACAUAUUUCUCAGUAAUAUUGCACGCCGUUAGUUUGAUUGACCUUUUCGAGAAAGAUCCCUGAAGCAAACAAGGAAAGGGAAAGUGGUGGGAAUUUGACCUUUUCAACUAAUUUUGCCAAUGCUUUGUUGUCCUUUUUUUUAAAUACUGAAAUUGUAUUAUUAGCAAAUCCGUAGUGCUUUGAAUGUGUUUAACGUAAAAAGGUCAAUUAUAAAUAAACAGCCUAUCACU
Aplysia californica (California sea hare) is the source of this 1136-nucleotide messenger RNA. RefSeq names its product S-crystallin SL11-like. Gene Ontology annotation, biological process: glutathione metabolic process. The coding region runs from base 89 to 736 and encodes 215 amino acids. The transcript has 6 exons. The record is from RefSeq and is a predicted model, not a curated record. Gene Ontology annotation, molecular function: glutathione transferase activity. NCBI's taxonomy places the organism in Eukaryota, Metazoa, Mollusca, Gastropoda, Aplysiida, Aplysiidae.